Molecule: messenger RNA, 3639 nt
Organism: Carlito syrichta (Philippine tarsier)
Lineage: Eukaryota; Metazoa; Chordata; Mammalia; Primates; Tarsiidae
Gene: MCF2L2
Product: MCF.2 cell line derived transforming sequence-like 2
Exons: 29
Coding region: 415-3639 (1074 amino acids)
Cellular component (GO): cytoplasm
Molecular function (GO): guanyl-nucleotide exchange factor activity
Source: RefSeq, a predicted model, not a curated record
UCCUGCAUCCCCGCGGUCCUGGAGGCGGUGCCGGAGCCCCGACGGCAGGGACCACAAACCCAGGAGCCCCGGCGCCCCAUCGCCGGAGAAGCCCGGGCGCUGUCGCGGCGAGACCGGGGCGACGUGCUUUUUCUCCCCUCCAGGGCUGCCACUUCCCUCUCUCUAAAUGCCAGCUGUGGCGUUUGGAAAGCCGCCAGAUUUGAUCUUAAAAAUACGCCCCUGCAAGGCGUUGCUGGCAGGCUCCAGCCCAGCCGCUCCGGAGAGUUGGCCUUGGCUGCGAGUGGUCCUCGUUUUGUGCCUGAAGAGGGUCAGGGCAGAGCAUCCUCGGGAAGAGAUGCCUCUUACAAGUGAUCCACAGCGGCAGUAGGCACAGUUUGGUUUGGCUUUAUUUAUGCUGAGUGGCUUUUCAUCGAAAUGCUAUUUUGGUUAAAAGAAGAAAUGGCCCCCCAGGAGCUCACCCGGCGACUGGCCACAGUGAUCACUCAUGUCGAUGAAAUUAUGCAGCAGGAAGUCAGGCCUUUGGUGGCAGUGGAUAUAAUAGAACAACUUCACAGACAAUUUGCCAUUCUUUCAGGAGGUCGCAGUGAGGACGGCGCCCCCAUCAUCACUUUUCCAGAGUUUGCAGGAUUCAAACACAUCCCAGAGGAGGACUUUCUGAAUGUCAUGACCUAUCUGACCAGCAUCCCCAGUGUGGAGGCUGCCAGCAUCGGAUUCAUCAUUGUUAUUGACAGACGAAGGGACAAGUGGAGCUCCGUAAAGGCAUCCUUGACACGAAUCGCUGUGGCAUUUCCAGGAAACUUACAGCUCAUCUUCAUUCUUCGUCCAUCUCACUUUAUCCAGAGGACAUUCACUGACAUUGGCAUUAAAUACUAUCGAGAGGAAUUUAAAAUGAAAGUACCGAUCAUCAUGCUAAACUCUGUCUCUGACCUCCAUGGCUACAUUGACAAAAGCCAACUGACGCGGGAGUUAGGGGGGACUUUGGAAUAUCGCCAUGGUCAGUGGAUAAAUCAUCGCACUGCCAUUGAAAACUUUGCCUUGACCUUGAAGGCCACUGCCCAGAUGCUGCAGACAUUUGGGGCCUCCCUGGCUACGACAAAGCUGCCCAGAGGUGUGCCAUCCACAGAAGACCUUCUCAUGUCUCAAACAAGGCAGCAGGACAAACUGCAGGAUGAGCUGCAAUUGCUUGGAAAGCAGGGGGCCACACUGCUGUCAUGUAUCCAAGAACCAGGAACCCAAAAUCCCACCAACAAACUCAAUCCCAAUGAACUUGAGAAUGUAGCUACCAUGAAAAGGUUAUUAGUUCAAUUGGAUGAAACAGAAAAAGCCUUUAGUCACUUUUGGUCUGAGCAUCACCUGAAGCUUAACCAAUGCCUGCAGCUACAGCACUUUGAGUACAAUUUUUGUAAGGUUAAACUUGCCCUGGAUAAUUUGUUGGAAGAGCAAGCAGAGUUUACAAGCAUUGGAGAUAGUGUGUUGCAUGUGGAACAACUUCUUAAGGAACACAAAAAAAUGGAGGAAAAAGGCCAGGAAACCCUGGAAAAGGCCCAGCUGCUGGCACUAGUUGGGGACCAGCUCAUUCAGAGCCACCAUUGUGCCAUGGAUGCCAUCAGGCCCCAGUGUGUGGAGCUCAGGCACCUCUGUGAUGAUUUCAUCAAUGAAAACAAGAAACAAUGCGACAUUUUAGGAAAGUCCUUGGAGUUGCACAGACAGCUGGACAAGGUCAGCCAGUGGUGUGAGGCGGGCAUCUACCUCUUGGCUUCUCAAGCUGUAGACAAGUGCCAGUCUCGAGAAGGGGUUGACCUCGCCUUGAAUGACAUCGAGACAUUUCUGGGCACAGCCAAGGAGUGCCAGCUGCUCAGCCCCAAGGAGUUUUACAACCAGUUUGAGUUGAUACUCACCCUUGAUGUAAAGGCCAAAGUCCAGAAAGUCUUGCAGAAGCUGAAUGAUGUGCAGGAAAUAUUUCACAAGAGGCAAGUCAGUCUGAUGAAAUUGGCAGCCAAACAGACUCGGCCAGUACAACCUGUGGCCCCCCAUCCUGAGUCUUCCCCAAAAUGGGUAUCUUCAAAAACCAGCCAGCCAAUCACCUCUGCUCCUCCUCUAAGAACAUCCGGGGAAACUUACACCGAGACAGUUUUGAACUCUUUGGAAAAGGAAGAUGAUGAGACUAAAUCUGAAGCCAAGAAUGAAGAAAUCCUUGAAAGCAGUCGUGAAGGGGAAAACCCUCGGCUGGAGCAGCUGACCAGUCUCGGAGACCUCUCCCCCAGCAGGCGCAUUAUACGUGACCUGCUUGAAACUGAAGAGAUGUAUAUCAAAGAAAUUAAAAGCAUUAUUGAUGGUUAUAUCACGCCAAUGGAUUUUAUUUGGCUGAAGCAUCUAAUUCCAGACAUUCUUCAGAAUAACAAGGACUUUCUCUUUGGGAAUAUUGAGGAACUUUAUGAAUUUCACAACAGGACUUUUCUAAAAGAAUUGGAAAAGUGUGCUGAAAAGCCUGAACUUCUGGCACAUUGCUUCCUCAAGAGAAAAGAAGAUCUUCAAAUUUAUUUUAAAUACCAUAAGAACCUGCCCCGAGCUAGGGCAAUCUGGCAAGAGUGUCAAGACUGCGCCUACUUUGGGGUGUGCCAGCGCCAAUUGGAUCACAGUCUCCCUCUUUUUAAGUAUCUUAGAGAACCAAGCCAGAGACUUUUAAAAUACCAGAGGCUGUUGAAGGGUCUGCUGGAUUUUGAGACUCCUGAAGAUUUGGAAAUAGACCCAGGUGAACCAGAAGAAGGAGGCUUGGUGAAGGGUGGGCCAAAGAAAACCAAGGAGUCAUCACUCUCAGCCAAACUACAGCAAGCUUUGGUGGUGAUAGAGGAUUUGAUCAAGUCCUGUGAGUUGGCGGUGGACCUAGCAGCAGUCAAUGGAUGUCCGGACAAUGUGGAGAAACUGGGCAAGCUGUUGAUACACGGUCCUUUCAAUGUCUGGACGAUUCACAAGGAUCGGUAUAAAAUGAAGGACUUUAUUCGAUUCAAGCCCAGCCAGAGACAAAUCUAUCUAUUUGAAAGGGGAAUCGUGUUCUGUAAGAUACGGAUGGAGCCCGGGGACCAGGGGCUUUCUCCUCGUUACAGCUUUAAGAAGUCUAUGAAGUUGACGACCCUUUCAAUUCGCCAACUUGGAAGGGGAAGCAGUAAAAAGUUUGAAAUUGCCACCAAAAAUGGACUUGAAAAGUACAUCCUGCAGGCAGCUUCAAAAGAAAUCAGAGAUUGUUGGUUUUCAGAAAUAAGUAAAUUACUGAAGGAAGACCAAAACAACAUUAAAGGUCAAGAGAAUCUUCAGCUUGAAGCAAGCACUAGCAAAGGCGGUGGAGAGGAAUGUGUAACCUGGACUGAAGACACAGAAAGAGCAGUCACUAGCAAGGAAGACCCAGUCUCCAGUGCACGUGGGCUUACAGGCUGCUUCAGCAGGGAGUUUGUCUCCAGGGAACCCCGUGAAGACGGCGAAGGUGCAGAAGGCAUGCAAAGGGACGGCAGCGCUCUGAGUCUCGCGGGCCUCUUCCAGUCGGACGACAGCUACGGAACCCGCUCCUCCGCGUGGGUUUUCCUGGAGAGCGGAGCUAGCACCCCGGGAGGGAAGGAAGAGCGCGACGCCGAGGAGGAAACGUGA